Alternaria novae-zelandiae is the source of this 861-nucleotide messenger RNA. RefSeq lists its product as uncharacterized. NCBI's taxonomy places the organism in Eukaryota, Fungi, Ascomycota, Dothideomycetes, Pleosporales, Pleosporaceae. The transcript has a single exon. The coding region runs from base 1 to 861 and encodes 286 amino acids. The record is from RefSeq and is a predicted model, not a curated record.
AUGCCCACAUUCAAGGGUUGGAACAGUAAGCACGGCGCUUCGGAGUCGAAAAAUGAAACGAAGGUCAAGCCACUCCCUCCUCGACUCACUUUCACGGAGCAGACACAACCGGAUGACUCCAUCAUCAAAAGUCUUGACGACCUCUAUUCUAAGACGGUCAGAGUUUGGAGAGGUAGAGAUUGGAACAAUGAUGUGAAGAACGGUGCCACAGGCGCAUGCUUCGACUCAUCCCACCACGUGCCCGGCGAGGGUACUAAGAACCGUGCGGCUUUCAAGGCUGGCAAGUUUGGCUUUUGCCUAGAAUGGAUCGACUUUCCGUACGAGGGUGAAGUCUAUCGUGUCAGGUGCAUGAAAGCGUUCUGCGUAAGAUCGCCGCAAUGUACAGACCACCCCAAAGCAGUAUACAAGGACGGCCCAAACCGUAUCUAUGAUCUCAUGAAUUGGGGUGAGAACGUCACAUAUGGUAUGAUCAAAGAUACCGGAGCUCCAGCAAUCCCUUUGACGGAUUCCCAGCGGAAGGAGCAGGUCCUGGAGGAAAUUGCGGAGGUCAAGGCUAAAUUUGUCGAGGCGUACGAAAGAGGCGAGCUUGCGACUGCCAAAGAAUUGGAACGUCGAGUCUCUAACCUUGAGAGAGCGCUGAAAAACAAGAGUUACUUGCACGAGGACAGAUCAAUCGCCGCGCCCCAACCCUCUGCGUCUGCCACUAUUCUCAACGCUCGGAGGGCUGUGAGCAAUUCAGCCCCAGGUAAUCCAGACCUUGACGCCAAGGCCAAGCGUAAUCUAAACAAUCCCAAGACGAAUAAGGGCAAGACGGACUAUACAAAAGCCCUGGGUUCGAUCAAGGAGCGUCCGGGUUCUUGA